AUGGAUCGCAGCGCAGUCGCACGCAGGAUGCGAUACGAUGCGCAACCACUACCGCAACCACCGACUCGAACACCUACGCAGAUCACACGCGAGAAGCGGACGACUCAGCAGGAGAGAGCGCGUAGACCGACAUCCGGGAAGAUCAAGACGGCGAAGGACAGUAGUGAGAUUAUUCGAGUGCCGAGGAGGACGGAACCCUUGAGACGGGAAUACGGUUCGGAGGAGGAUCCAAAUGCGAGACAUUUUACCAUUGCGAAUGUUGGUGCGGGAGGAACUCUGUAUCUCAAGCCGAGUCGCAUGCCGCAGCAGCAGAGUUUCCCAUCGGCACCUGCAACACCACCGCAGACUUCGUACGGUGAUGAUGGAAAGAAUGACUGGUCGGCGGAGUAUCAAAGUGAUACAUCGGGACAAUGGACGCCACGACUGCGAGCCCAAGGGACGUACGAUUAUGCUAUACCUGUGCCUCCACUGAGUAUGGCCAAUACGGCACAGAAGAGAAGACCGAGAUCGCAUUCCUUCUCUACUGUCAGCGAGCGAGAGCGCCUGCGGAGUCCCACAAACGAGAACGCCGACUUUCAUCUCCUGGUCAAUGGUAGAGAUGCAGGAAGUGGUAGGCCGAAGAGUUCAGUCGACCUAUCCGGUGGCUUCCUAGAUUUGCAUAUUCCACACUACAAACUCGGCACGCCUCGGUUCAGUGAUCGAGGGACAGCGUACUUGCACAGCUCCGUGUAUACGAAUACUACGGGUGGCACAGACGAUAUGAGAUCUUCCAUCAUCUCGAGGCUGGAGUAUGAUAAGCUGUUUCCUGCGCCACCAGGCAGGACACACAGCAGUCCUGUAUAUCAGCGCAGUGACUCGGCAGCUCGGCUGCAUCCAUCUACAGCAUACUCUGGCACUCCCACGAGAAUGACUCCGACACUACCUACGCAGAUACCGCAACUAGGCAAAUUCGACACGAGUAUCUUCGACCGCGUGGAAAGUGGUGCCAAUGACCCGACUAUCGUGCGGUAUAACGCCCAGGGACGUAUUGCGGCGGCGACGCCAGCAAGACUGAUUGCGCAGAUAACAUCACCUGUGUUCCUGGACUACGAGCUGCUUUCGGACUUCUUCUUGACGUUUCGGAGCUUCAUGCCAUGUCGGGAUCUGCUCGAGUAUCUCUUGACCCGUCUACAAUGGGCACUCGACAAGGACACAGACGCUGGACGAAUCGUCCGAGUCCGAACAUUCGUGGCACUUCGACAUUGGAUCUUGAACUAUUUUGCAGAUGACUUUGUACUGGAUGUAAUGUUCCGACAGCGAUUCUGCGACCUAGUGAACGGCAUCGCGCAGAAUCUCCUACGGCGUGAAGAUAGAGGUGGCAGCGAUAUAAACAUCAUUGGUGAGCUUAAGAAGUGCUGGAGAAGGACUUGUGCCAUGUACUGGCCAUCCGAGGAUGCUUUGGAGAACUCACCCGAGGCAGAGAUCGUGGCUGGUGGACCGCCGAGUAGUCGUGCCUUUCCUCCAUCUCCUACCUCAACCACUCUUCCACUGAAGCCUAAGCCUUCUCGUGCAGACUUUAGGCGGGUAUCCGUGCCUGUGCAGAUACCUGCGGAAGUCCCGGUGGAAGAACCGACAAGCCGCAUUAAUGGCAUGCAGACACCUAUACUUGGUAGUCUGAGCACGAUACGUACAGCGAGCAUACCAGCAUCACCAAUGAGCGAGGUCAGUCUACAGGUACUCUCCUGCUCAGUACCAUUUCUUCGGCAUAUGCGACCGGCUUUGACAGGACAUCCAUCUCGAAAUGCUAGGCCAGUGGGUCCUCAUCGUCAUCCUCCGGUCUCCAAGACGAACCCUCGGCCAAGUAACCAGCAUAAGCGAAGUGGUAGUUUCUCGGAUGCUUUGAGGGAUGAAAGAGCUCCAUUAGCUUCCAGCAAGGUCGAAAGUGUGGAUGUCAGGGCGAUGGCCACCAUGACGUUCACUGGAGGGUUGGUUAGAGGACUGCUGCUGCAGCCGUCGCCGGCCAAAGUGGAACUGUUGAUACCAAUAAGUCCUGAUUUGGAUGCGCAUGGCAACCGCAUUGGCCCUAUGAACGAUGACUACUUCCACGACCGCGGUGCACAGAAUUUGGGCGUCAAGCGAUUGGUCGGCGAUGUUCGGAGGGCUCUCAGCAGUCGACAUAGGAACGGCUCACCUCCACACAGCAACGGCAGCAGUCAUCGAUCCACAAACUCGUCUAGCUCGCGCACAUCUGCGCCUAUGGCUCAGCAGGACAAAGCUGCGAGCUCAUCAGCUUGGCAGCAGCUCCGUGGUCCGCCAAGAGUGGACAUACUUGCGGAAAGGAUCGGCCGGUCUUAUGAAGAUGCCUUCCAGGAAGUGAAUCUUCCGACCCCAGCUCAUCAGCAGGUUCAACAGUCGCCGGUGCAGUUCCCCGACCGACAGUCUGGCAUAGCACCGGAUGAUCGAGAACUCGAGGGCCCCCGGCCACGAUUCGAUCGAUGGAACAGUCGUAUCAGCAAUGGCAGUCAGUCCAUACUUAUCAUGGACGAUACUGGAACUACUGGCUCACCUCAGAUAGGAGGCACUAUACCAUCUGUCAGUUCAUGGUCCUCUGAUAUGGCGCCGCCGGCAUUGUUCCGUAGCACCACAGAUGCACUUAAUGACCCGCAGCAGAACGCUCAGGUCGACCAUGCUGUACGACAGUCGGCAUCAUAUCCGCCUGACGCGGCACGGCAGUCGUCUGAUGUCCACAUGCAUGACUUGCUUGUCGUCCCAGAAAGCUGGGCUGCUGACAGCGCCGCACUAUCGCCUACCACACGCAUGCAGGCGCGCAAGUCGUCGGGUGUGCACUCACCUACUUUUGACGUAUCACCGCCACAUCAGCUCAGACGUCGUCCGGGAGGUGAUCUGAAAGCAGCUGACCACGUCCAUGAGCUUGAGCCACCGCCACGCGAGCCCACAGACUCAUUCUCGAUGCGGUCGGGUCCGAGCUCCGGUGUGCCCUCUCAUGAGCUCUCCGGUACACACUUCUCUGGCCAAGACUUUGCCUCGUGGAAGAUGCCUACUAUGCCACCCAAUAAGCAGAAAGAUCCGGUCAGCUUGAUGUCUCUAGAGCCGCAUAUGCGACCUUCUUUCGAAGCUGAAGUUUCCAAGUUGGCCAAGCUACCGGAGAAAAGGGUCAAUGGUGGUGUAGAAGAUACACUGCGACGUCUGGAAGGUCAGAAUGCGAGCUUAAGGAACAGUACUGUCCCUGGAGCCGAAGCCAAAGCCACACAGUCGCAACCUGAGAAACAGAAGCCAGCAGCACUUCGCUUCACUGACGCAAGCCAAGCUAUAAGUGAUUCGACCUCUCCCAUCGAAGGAGGACUACUCAGUCCCAAGACGCCGAGGACCGAGACGCAAGGCGCGAGUAUCUAUCACUUAUCUGGCACAGAUGCACCAGAUGGUUUCCUAUCCAUGUCAGGCGACUCAACCAAUGGCUACGAUCAAGUUCCCAAGCAUGACCUAGGCGCUCCUGUCCUUACAAAGCCUAACGUUGGCCGCUUCUACGUGCCUGAUGUAGAGAGCAUGCAGGAUGUACCAAAAGCAAUAGACAUCAAGCAGGUACAACUUGCAAAUCCACAAAUCGUGGAUGAGAUCAAGAAAGGCCAUGCGAAGUCAGGCAGUGCGCCAAAGUCAGCGGCAUCCGGAGGCUCCUUUCUGUUGGAUGACAAUGAGAGUCUGAGCGAUAUCUCGACGGAAAUAGCUGAUCAGUCUGGUGAGGAGGAUAACUUGGCUGUGAGGAGCUUCUUCUUCGACGACACCAUGGAUGAGGAAGAUGAACUGCCCCAAAUUCCACAAGCACCGCCAACGCCACCUUCGACCGUUGGAGCUGCUAGGGAGCAUUCGCCUGAGCGCGGAGCAAGCGGAGAUCUCGUGGUGCCGAAGAACAACGCUGCCGCGAGGGCGCUCAAGGAAGCGCAAAGUGCCCCGAAGCUGUUCUCGCCAAAUUUGGACAGCUAUCGCCUACCGCAACAUCAGCCCAUGGUAUCUGCAGCAAGCCAGAUGGAGCUUCGCAGAGUCCACACAGCGCCCGGCAAUUUACCUGCUACGCAUAUGCCUUUCAUCCUCGCCUUCGAAAGCGAAGUAGUAGCCGAACAACUCACCAUCAUCGAAAAAGACGCACUGGACGAAGUCGACUGGAAAGAUCUCAUAAGUCUCAACUGGGCCCAAUCCCCACCCAACGUCCGCAACUGGGUCGAAUACCUCAAAUCCGACCACUCCACGGGCGUCGACAUCGUAGUAUCCCGCUUCAACCUAGUCGUGAAGUGGGUCGUCUCGGAAAUCGUUCUCACAACCACACCCAGCGAACGAGCAAGGGCGGUGACGAAAUACAUCCACAUAGCGACGCACUGCCAUCGCUUCCGAAACUACGCCUCAAUGUACCAAAUCACUCUCGCCCUCCUCUCUGCCGACCUGGCUCGUCUCCAAACAACAUGGUCCUUAGUAGCACCAGCCGAGAAGCAGAAACUCGAGCGCCUAGAACACCUCUGCCAGCCCGUCCGAAACUUCAACGCCCUAAGGGCAGAAAUGGAGGCUUCCAGCGCAGAAAAAGGCUGUAUACCCUUCAUAGGCCUCUACACUCACGACUUAAUGUUCAACGCGCAGAAGCCUGCUCGGAUCAACCCUCCGCCUACAUCGCAGCAGCAGCAGCAAGGGACCGGGAACGAGGCGUUGAUAAAUUUUGAGAGGUAUCAGACUAGUGCUACGAUUGUGAAGAGUUUGUUGCGGCUGAUCGAGGCGAGCUCGAAGUAUAUUUUUCAUCCGCAUCCGGAGGUGCUGAGUCGGUGUUUAUGGCUGGCUGCUUUGGAGGAUGGGGAGAUUACGAGGAGGAGUAAGGGACUGGAGCAGUGA
Molecule: messenger RNA, 4869 nt
Organism: Recurvomyces mirabilis
Lineage: Eukaryota; Fungi; Ascomycota; Dothideomycetes; Mycosphaerellales; Teratosphaeriaceae
Gene: LTE1
Product: Guanine nucleotide exchange factor lte1
Exons: 1
Coding region: 1-4869 (1622 amino acids)
Biological process (GO): Ras protein signal transduction; positive regulation of GTPase activity
Cellular component (GO): plasma membrane
Molecular function (GO): guanyl-nucleotide exchange factor activity
Source: RefSeq, a predicted model, not a curated record